AUGCAUGCCGCGCGGUCUCAAACGAGCUCACCAGUUCGCAGGCCCUAUGAACUGUACCGGGCUGUUAAGACACCUAACCCACCCCCGACCUCACUCACACCUCCCUACUGGAGACAGCGCCCACCUGAGGUGGGAGCAGCAGUAGGAGCGGCGGCGGCGGCGGCAGUAGGUUCAUGCGUGAUUCCAGUGGCUAUCCGUCCGCUUGGGCCUCGCGUUCAUGUCUCGAUUAUCUUGGGCGGUGGGAAUGCGUGCGUGAGUGAGCGAGCCUCUGGGCUGGGCUGGGCUGGGCUGAUGUGUCUCCAUCCAGCUGAUGGUGUUGAUACUGCAGACUCUCCCAUAGUCAGAGACGUCAAACACGAGCGGUCAACGGUGAACAUGUUCGAGAUCGAAUAUGGCGCCUACCUGCCUGCCUGCCUGCCUAGGUGGCGCGUCAUCUUCAACAUCCCUUGCUUCGUCCGUUCGUCUCUGCAUCCCAACUGGCUCCCUCUUCUCCACAGCAUCGAUUACUACCGACAAGCCGGCCCGCGCUCCGGCGUGUCCUGGUGCGUCCGCGUUCGCGCCGAGAUCCUCCGUGCCAUCGUGGCAAACCAGUGCCUCCCGCCGCACGUCAACCACCCAAACUUUGAAGCGCGCUUCAUGCCUUGCGUCCAAAUCGCCUGCAACAUGGUCCAUGGAGACGACUUCGCCAGUGUCGUCAGACCGCACUUCGACCGGCUGGUGAAGCACUAUGCCAGGCGCUGGGUCGUCGCAAACGGCAUCGUGCUCGAGGACAAGAGCGUCGCCGACAGGUUCCGUUUCAACCAGGAGCUCGUCGCAAGAUGCUUCGGCCAUGUCGACACAAUCGAGCGCUGGCUUCGCCAGGACAUGGGCAAGCUUGACUGGUGGGAGAAGGUGGCCCGCGACCCGGGUCUUAUCGCCCCCUCUCCAACUCCGUAUCACCCAUCCACGGCGGUGGCUACUCCCAACCGUCCCACGCCAGCGACGCCAACAACACCAACGAUGCCGACGACUCCAGUCGCGCAGAGCCGGCCUCGUAGGGGCACCUCCACCUCGUCCAUGUCCAUGUCCAUGUCCACCUCCACGGCCACGGCCACGGCCAAAUGGAGACGGCCGCCGCAAACGCCGACGCACCACAAGAGAGGUCCGGAUGCGGCGGAAUUGGAUCGUCUGGUAUCCAGUCUUGAAGCCCUCCGUUCUCCUUCCGACCCAGGCGUGAGUCAACCCUCCUCGACACCGACACGAUGCCCUCCAGGACCGCCCUCGGGCCUGCUCAGCGACCCCGCAAGCGGCUCGGUCGGAGAGAAUCGGGGUCAGAUGCCGGCCGCGGUGGUCUCGCACUCGUCCGUCCCAGUGGAAGACGCCAUUCCCGUUCUGGGUCCGGAGCUGUGGGCCCCCAUGCCCAAGGCCGCAGUCCCGGACCUCGAGCCUUCCUGGGUCAUGUUCCCUCCCAGCCCCGCGCCUAGCCACGCUUCGGCCAAGGCUCCUUCGUCCGUCCUGCCGUCUGCUGAACGAUCCGUCUUUCCCACCGUGGGCGCUGCUCCGUCCACCUUGGUCUCGGUGGCAGCACCGCCAUUACCUCGCCCGUCGUCGCUGCGGAGACGGUUCCAGGGGAGUCACAGACCGCCGCCACCGCCAACUACUAUCCUCACAGAGGGGGCGAUAGCAGAGGCUCCUUCGGUGGUUGAGGCGCCGGCUCAAGAUCUCACUCAUGACGACUACGCUGGCAACGGCGAUGGGUGUGACGGCGGCAAUGGGGUUGACGGCGGCGAUGACACAACCGGCAUUGAUAACGCCAUGGCUUUGGAGGAUCAUGUCAGAGAGUCACUCGAAUCGAUGCGACUCGCAUGGCGAUAUGUGGUUGAGAUUGAGGCGGCGGCACAGCUUGUCAUGUUCGACUUGGAUGAAACGGUGUGA
Molecule: messenger RNA, 1914 nt
Organism: Colletotrichum higginsianum IMI 349063
Lineage: Eukaryota; Fungi; Ascomycota; Sordariomycetes; Glomerellales; Glomerellaceae
Exons: 6
Coding region: 1-1914 (637 amino acids)
Source: RefSeq, a predicted model, not a curated record